CUCUGGAGGUUUGACGAGUUUUCGGAUCAGACACUUCACAUUAAAUUGAAACUCUCCAAACUCUGCGAGGUCCUGUGAAGUAAUUGGCCAGUCUCGGAUUGUUCCACCGCCUCACCUACGACGCUAUGAAACUGGGCGCAACAAAUUGAGACGACGUUAUUGUUUUCUUUGGGACAAAUCCACAGCAUACAACCGAGAUCAAGAUGAGCGCAAUCUUCAGGAGGAUCAAAGCGACUCAAGACACGCUUACCGAUGAAAUUUUGAUGCCCCUGAAGAGUUACAAGUACCAGAGUGUGGAUAAGUCUUACAUCUCGAAUUACAUUCUGAAGCAUUACUGGAAUGCAUUUGUCGAAGUUCUCCCGCUAUGGAUUGCUCCGAACAUGGUCACGUUAUUGGGCUUCCUUUUCAUAGUAGGAAAUGUGAUGCUCAUAGAGGUGUUUAUGCCAGAUCUUGUCGGACCGGGUCCAUCCUGGCUGUACUAUAGUUUCGCUCUUGGCAUGUGGAUGUAUUCUACCUUGGAUAACGUCGAUGGUAAGCAAGCGCGGAGGACCGGGACGUCCAGUGGACUGGGUGAGCUUUUUGACCAUGGAAUUGACUCGCUUAACUGCACUCUGGCUAGUCUGCUGGAGACAGCAGCAAUGGGCUUUGGCUCUUCCCAAUUAGGAGCCUACACGGCUCUUGUUCCCUGUCUCGCGAUGUACUUUUCGACCUGGGAGACUUACCACACGCAUACCCUCUACCUGGGUUACAUCAAUGGGCCUACCGAAGGCUUGCUGGUUGCAAUCGGAAUCAUGAUCGCUUCAGGAUACUAUGGGCCUCAGAUAUGGAGUCGGCCGAUUGUUGAAUUCCUGAAUUAUCCCCAGAUAUUUGGGACUUAUUCGGUUAAAGAUGUCUGGGUCCCAUUCCUGCUUCUAUCGUUCUUUGUCGGCCAUCUGCCGGGAUGCGUCUUCAACGUCAUCGAAGCUCGCAAAAAGCAAGGUCUGCCAGUGUCAACCAUCUUCAAGGAGUGGGUUCCAAUGAUUGUCUUCACCGUUUGCAACAUUGCUUGGCUCUUCUCUCCCUACUCGACUCUGCUGGCUCAAAAUCGACUAGUCCUGUAUUGUUGGACUAUCUCGUUUGUCUUCGGACGGAUGACCACCAAGAUCAUUCUCGCUCAUCUUCUCAGGCAACCGUUUCCGUACUGGACUGUCCAGCUCACGCCGCUUAUCGGCGGUGCGAUUCUUGUGAACCUGCCCCGCUUGGGUCUUCCUGCAGUGAGUGCAUGGGUAGAGCUUCUGUACCUGAGGGCCUAUCUGUUGUUUGCCUUCGUCGCCUACAUGCAUUGGGCGUUCUUGGUGAUCAAUCGGAUUACGACUUUUUUGGGUAUUAACUGCCUGACCAUCAAAAAGGAUCGCUCGACGGCCAGGGAACAGGCUUAUCGCAAUUUCGGUGAGAGCACUUUGGAGGUCCCCGAUGCUACGGACCCUCUCAAGGCUGGGCUCAAACACCACUGAUCACGCUUUCAUGUCAUUAUUUGGUUGAUGACAAGCGAUAUUAUUAUCUUCAUCCUAUGGAGCGCCAAGCAGCGCACUCCGCAUUGAUCGGCUGCGAAUUCAAGCCCUUGCUUAUGACACUAAGGGCUUGUCCAUGAGCGUUGGAUUUCCAUUACGUUCUGUUGUAAUUAUACUUUGUUUCGCCGCCUGGGGAUAUAUCCUCAGCUCCAUGACGAGUGACUUUACGAGUUUGGUUAUGGCCUACGCGACGCACAUAAUUGUUGUAUCAUGAGGCAUGGGAGCCGGUA
Messenger RNA from Aspergillus novofumigatus IBT 16806, 1780 nucleotides. Its product is annotated as sn-1,2-diacylglycerol cholinephosphotransferase. Gene Ontology annotation, molecular function: phosphotransferase activity, for other substituted phosphate groups. NCBI's taxonomy places the organism in Eukaryota, Fungi, Ascomycota, Eurotiomycetes, Eurotiales, Aspergillaceae. The transcript is spliced from 6 exons. The coding region runs from base 204 to 1493 and encodes 429 amino acids. Gene Ontology annotation, biological process: phospholipid biosynthetic process. The record is from RefSeq and is a predicted model, not a curated record. Gene Ontology annotation, cellular component: membrane.